Molecule: messenger RNA, 1083 nt
Organism: Cadophora gregata
Lineage: Eukaryota; Fungi; Ascomycota; Leotiomycetes; Helotiales; Ploettnerulaceae
Exons: 3
Coding region: 1-1083 (360 amino acids)
Biological process (GO): alcohol metabolic process
Molecular function (GO): zinc ion binding; alcohol dehydrogenase (NADP+) activity
Source: RefSeq, a predicted model, not a curated record
AUGGUUUACCCAGACACUUUCCAAGGCUUCCAGAUUGAGGAUCCAAAGCACUGGACCGAUUUCAAGCUCAAUGAGCUGACUCCAAAGCCCUUUGGCGAUUUCGAUGUCGAUAUCAAGAUCCAGGCUUGCGGUGUCUGCGCCAGUGAUUUGCACACUAUAAGCGGUGGAUGGGGCGAGCAGCAUUUCCCAUUGUGUGUUGGUCAUGAAAUUGUUGGCACAGCUCUUCGCGUUGGUCCUAAAGUUACUCUCAUCAAGCCAGGCCAAAGAGUUGGUGUAGGCGCGCAAUCUUACUCCUGCCUCAACUGCCGCCAGUGCAAGAACGAUAACGAGACCUACUGCCGCCACCAAUUGGAUACCUACGGUGCGAAGUGGCCAGAUACCGGAAUCGUUUCCCAAGGAGGCUAUUCUUCUCAUGUACGCACACACGAGCACUGGGUCUUCCCGAUCCCCAAUGGCCUUGAGACCACCAAAGCAGCUCCUAUGCUCUGCGCCGGCCUUACAGCUUACAGCCCUCUUGUCCGCAAUGGUGCUGGCCCCGGCAAGAAAGUCGGCAUUGUCGGUAUGGGAGGAAUCGGGCAUUUUGGACUCAUGUUCUCGAAAGCUCUUGGUGCAGAGACAUACGCCAUCUCCCGGUCACACUCCAAGGAAGCCGACGCGAUGAAGAUGGGCGCUGAUGGAUUCUUGGCUACUGCCGACAAGGACUGGAACAAGGAGCACAUCAUGACCUUUGACCUCAUCGUCUGCACAGCAAGCUCAACGGAGGGUAUGGACUUGAGUCAGUACCUUGCUCUGUUGGACGUGCACGGAAAGUUCGUUUCUGUUGGUCUGCCAGAGGGCAGUGGACAGGAGGUCAAGGCGCAAGACUUCUUGAGCAACGGAUGCUUGAUUGGUGCUAGUCAUUUGGGAAGCCGGAAGGAAGUCCUUGCUAUGUUGCAAUUAGCUGUCGAUAAGAAGGUUGAGAGUUGGGUUGAGGAGAUCAAGAUUAGCAAGGAGGGUCUGGCGAGUGCGUUAACAAGGGUGCACAAUAAUGAUGUCAGAUAUCGGUUUACUUUGACUGGUUAUGAAGAUGUAUUUGGUGCUUAA